AUGCCAUGCCACGCCCAUCCAUGUGCCCAUCAGGUCAUUCCAUGGAGCCAUGGUCGGUCGCUCAUCAACCAUGGCCGGGCAGUCCUCGCCUCGCCUGCUGACAUCAUCAUCAGCCCCACCACCAUCACUGCACCUCACGCCGUUUCUGCCUCUAAUGGCGCUGCUGAUGUUGCCAGCAGCAGUGCAAGCGGCACGGGAGUUGAGCCAUUUUGCUUCCUGGGCCUCCUCAUGCCGUCAGGCCAUGCUGCCUUCGCUGUUGCUGUUGACUCUGCCUCGUCACCAACCCAGGGCGCCUCUGCCGCCCCCCUCCCCGCCUACACCCCCCCUGCGGGCGCUGAGUGGGUAUCUCUGCGCUCGCAGGGGUCCGCGCUGCCCGCCUUUGAUGCGGGGCUGCUGGCAUACGCCAAUGGGCUCAUGGAGUGGCACAGCCGCAAUCGCUUCUGCUCGCAGUGCGCGGCGCCUCUCAUCCCAGCAGAGGGGGGCUACGCCAGGCGCUGCACCAACUCCUUCCCCGCCCCUCCUGCCCCACCUGCUGCCGCUGUGCCUCCCGCUGCUGCUGCUGCUGCUGCUGCUGCUGCUGCUGCCGGGCUGGUAGCAGCAGCGGAUGGCAACGGUGCAGCGCAGCCGUCAGCGCCAUCAUCAGCGCCGUCGCCUGCUGGGAAGCCCAAGUGCGCCGCCUCCAUCAUCUUCCCCCGCCUCGAACCAGCAGUGAUCAUGUGUGUCUCGUGGGGCGACUUUGUGCUGCUGGGCAGGAAGUCGCGCUGGCCUCCGGGGCGCUACUCAGUGCUGGCGGGGUUUGUGGAGGUGGGGGAGACGUUUGACAUGGCGGUGGAGCGCGAGGUGUGGGAGGAGGCGCGCGUGCACGUCGACGCAGACACCAUUAAGUACCAGGCCAGUCAGCCGUGGCCCUUCCCCGCGUCCCUCAUGGUGGCCUUCACCGCCCAGGCCCUGCCCUCGGGCCCGCCUGCCAUGGCCCUCUCUCAGCCGGACUACGGGCUGACAGGGGAGGAGAGGGGCGCGGCGCUGCUGCCGUGGCAGCAGCUGCCCGUGGCACGCACCGACACCAACGAGUUAGAGGAUGCGCGCUGGUUCCAUCGGGACUUCAUUCGAGCGCUCCUCAGCGACUCCGCGUGCAACACAUGGCUGCAGCAGCCGCAUGCUGACGCCUCCCCAGCCCCCCCUGCACCGCCCGCACAGCCCUCUGGCACCACGUGGGCCUUCCCCCCUCUCCCCCGCUCUGCUGUUGCCGUCCCUGGCCCCCAUGCCAUCUCCCACUCGCUGCUGGCGGGAUGGGCUAAGGGGGGUGGGGCAGGGGUUGAUGGAGACUGGCCUGGAGUAAGGGUGCCUGACGUGGAUAUCGACACAGGCAUUUUCAAGUAUGUCCUCAUUCGCCUCAAGUCGCCAGAGCACGGCCGUUCCAAGCUGAUAGUGCGGGGGGACAAGAGGGCGCCCUUCCACAACGACGUGCUGCAGCACACCGCACGUUUCAUGGCGCCCCUGGGGCUCAAGGUGGAGGCUGUAGGUGGCGGUCGGAUCAACCACGAUGCGGCAAAGAAGCAAAUUACCAUCUACGGCUUCUCACAG
This is a messenger RNA of Closterium sp. Yama58-4, 1584 nucleotides long. The record is from the annotation of a GenBank genome assembly. NCBI's taxonomy places the organism in Eukaryota, Viridiplantae, Streptophyta, Zygnematophyceae, Desmidiales, Closteriaceae.